This is a messenger RNA of Oryza brachyantha (malo sina), 2157 nucleotides long. RefSeq names its product protein NRT1/ PTR FAMILY 4.6. Gene Ontology annotation, biological process: transmembrane transport. Gene Ontology annotation, cellular component: membrane. Bases 90 to 1856 code for a protein of 588 amino acids. The record is from RefSeq and is a predicted model, not a curated record. The transcript is spliced from 4 exons. NCBI's taxonomy places the organism in Eukaryota, Viridiplantae, Streptophyta, Magnoliopsida, Poales, Poaceae. Gene Ontology annotation, molecular function: transmembrane transporter activity.
CAAGUCCUCACGCACAGAGGCUCGCUCCCGGACGCCGCUGCUCGCUCUGUUCGUCCCCCAUUAGCUAGAGCUUAACUGCAUCGCGCGCCAUGGAGGAUGGGUCGUCAGCGAGGGAGGCGGAGAGGUGGGAGGGGUACGUCGACUGGAGGAACCGGCCGGCGGUGCGCGGCCGGCACGGCGGCAUGCUCGCCGCCUCCUUCGUUCUCGUUGUGGAGGUGCUCGAGAACCUGGCGUUCCUGGCGAACGCGAGCAACCUGGUGACCUACCUCAUGGGCUUCAUGCACUACUCGCCGUCGCAGUCGGCGACGACGGUGACCAACUUCAUGGGGACGGCCUUCCUCCUCGCACUCCUCGGCGGCUUCCUCUCCGACGCCUUCUUCACCACCUACGCCAUCUACCUCAUCAGCGCCCUCGUCGAGUUCCUGGGGCUGGUGGUCCUAACGAUCCAGGCGAGGACGCCGUCGCUGAUGCCGCCGGCGUGCUCCAGGGGUGCCGGAGCGGCGGCGUGCGAGCCGGUGUCGGGGCCGAAGAAGGCGAUGCUGUUCGCGGGGCUGUACCUGACGGCGCUGGGCGUGGGCGGCAUCAAGGGGUCCCUCCCGUCGCACGGCGCGGAGCAGUUCGACGAGCACUCGCCGAGGGGGCGGAAGGGGCGCUCCACCUUCUUCAACUACUUCGUCUUCUGCCUCUCCUGCGGCGCGCUCAUCGCCGUCACCUUCGCCGUCUGGGUCGAGGACAACAAGGGGUGGCAGUGGGGGUUCGGCAUCUCCACCAUCGCCAUCCUGCUCUCCAUCCCGGUGUUCGUCGCUGGCUCCAGGCUCUACCGCAACAAGGUGCCCACGGGGAGUCCGCUCACCACCAUCGCCAAGGUCGUCCUCGCCGCCGCGUUCGCUGGCCGCGGCGGCGCCCAGAGCUCCAGCAAUGGCGCCGUCAUCGACCGCGCGCCCAGCCCCACGGGGAGCACCGACAUGAAGGAGUACUGCAAGCCCGGGGACAUCUGCUUCGCCGACGCCGAGGCAGCGACGGAGCCGUCGCAGGAGCUGGUGUUCCUGAACCGCGCGGUGCAGCGGCAGCAGCGGUGCGGGGCGCUGUCGUGCACGGUGCAGGAGGUGGAGGACGUCAAGAUCGUGCUCAUGGUGCUCCCCAUCUUCUUCUCCACCAUCAUGCUCAACUGCUGCCUGGCGCAGCUGUCCACCUUCUCCGUGGAGCAGGCGGCGACGAUGGACACCCGCGUCGGUGGCCUCAAGGUGCCGCCGGCGUCGCUGCCGGUGUUCCCGGUCACCUUCAUCAUAUUCCUCGCGCCGGUCUACGACCACGUCAUCGUCCCAUUCGCGCGCCGCGUGACGGGCACGGAGAUGGGCAUCAGCCACCUGCAGCGCAUCGGCACGGGGCUCGUCCUCUCCAUCGUCGCCAUGGCCGUCGCCGCCGUUGUCGAGGUGAAGCGCAACAACGUGGCGUCCAGCGCCGGGAUGCUCGACUCGGCCGCGCCGCUUCCCAUCACCUUCUUCUGGAUCGCGUUCCAGUACCUGUUCCUUGGGUCUGCCGACCUGUUCACCCUGGCGGGGCUUCUCGAGUUCUUCUUCAGCGAGGCGCCGGCGAGGAUGCGGUCCCUGGCGACGUCGCUGUCGUGGGCGUCGCUGGCGCUGGGGUACUACCUGAGCUCGGUGCUGGUGACGGUGGUGAACAGCGCGACGGGGCGCGGCGGGCGGCGGGCGUGGCUGCAGGGGGAGAGGCUGAACCACUACCACCUGGAGAGGUUCUACUGGCUGAUGUGUGUGCUCAGCACCCUCAAUUACAUCUUCUUCCUCUUCCUGGCGAUCCGGUACAAGUACAGAAACGCAGGUGUCAUCAAGGGUUGAUCAAUAUGUAAUGCAGGGUUAAGUGUUUACUUAUCAGGCAAAGUUAAAAAAGAGAGAGGAGGUUAAAGGGAAGUAAAUGUGGUUAGUUGGCUUGGUGGUCUUGAGAAUGUUCAUUGCUGUGUGGAUGAACAGAAGAAGCAAUUAAGCAAUUUGUUCAUAAGCACACCAGUGAUCAAUGCAGGAAGAGGAUACUUGUGAUUAGUGAAGAUAAUUUCCGAUCCAUACCAGUUCAUCUCCGUCUCUGCUAAUACAGUGCUACUCAUCGCUGAUUUAAAUAUAUGAUAUUCAGAACGAGAUUCAA